UGGAGAAAAACGUUUUAGUGCGAGAAGUGACUCCGAACGGUUAACAAUGAAAAUUUUUUGCCUCGUAGCUAUCAAAUAAAGGUGUAGUGAGGAAUCGGGAUGAAAAGAAAAAUAAUGAAUAAAAUUGAAUUAUAAGCAUGAUCUAGCCAAAGUUCUUUAAUAAAAUAUUUCAAUUAUAAAAUAAUCACGUAAAAAGCUACUUAAAAGUCAAAAAGAAAAAUUAUAUAUAAGAAUAAUGUGUGUUGAAUAAUUUCGCAUAAAAAAGUCAGAAAGAAAAAUAGGAGCGAAGUGAAAAAAGCACUUUUAAAUAUAUCUGGAAAAACUUGCUAGUUCGAGGAAGCAGAAGAGGAUAUAUAUAAAAAUAUAUGUUAGCAUAAAAAAAUCGAUUCUCUGUACAUGUCUUCAAAAACAGUGUGGCAAAAAAUACAAUAAAAAGCGUAUCCCACACAUAACUAGAAAUACAUUUGAUGAAAGAAUAAACAAAGACAAAAUAACAGCAUAUGUUUUAUAGAAAAAAUGAGGGUGCUGUUACUGUUACUUUUUGUCUUCACCCAAGAUUGUUAUUGUGGAGAUUCAACGACACUGUAUAUAAGUCGCGGCACCACGACGCAUUUAAAAUGCCCUAUCGACACGAAAAACUGCGGUGAGUUACACUCAGUCAAAUGGUUUAAAGGAUUAGAACGAAUUGGAGUUGCUUCCGGUGAUGGAAGUUUUACUCAAGUAGAAGGUUCUGAGAAAGAAAGACUCCGUAUAGAAUUUAAAACCGGCAAAUCGGUACUUUUAGAAAUCAAAUCCGUCCGCAUAGAGGACGAAGAUUUGUAUUCAUGUGAAAUUACAUAUCUUGAGCCUACUGAAACGUGUGAUACAUCAGAUGAAUAUAAAAUUAAUUUGAGUGUUGUUGUAUCUCCGUCAAUAGUAUCCAUAAUGCAUAAGGAUGGAACUAUUAUUCGAAACGGAUCAACCAUCGGACCGCUCAAAGAGGGACACCGUUUAGAAACAGUUUGUUUAGUACAUGGUGCUAGACCGAAACCAAUAGUAGGAUGGUACCGUAACGGUCGAAAGUUAACACAUCAAAUUCCAAGUUCUGAUGAAAAUUCCGGACUUCAUGAUGUACAAUCAAAUUUAUCACUAACAUUAUCACGUCAUGAAUUGGGUUCCAUUCUCGAAUGUCGUAUAUCAACAACACCAAAUGAAUCAAUUUUGUCAAUGCAAAUUUAUAUAGAUUUAGAAGUAAGGCCGACAAAAAUUCACCUAAGUGGCGUUAAAUCGCACGUUGUUGAAGGAUCGAAAGUUCUUCUACAAUGUCAAGUGGAAGGUGCAAGACCAGCUGCAAAUAUUUCGUGGUAUAAUUCUUCAAAACUAAUCGAUGAGUUAAAUGAAUUGACUACCAUUAGCACAAAUGCUCAUCCAAAAUCUGAUGGAACUUAUGAGACCGUCAGUCAAAUGAUCUUUACAGCAACAAGAUUUGAAAAUAAUGCAUUAAUACGAUGUGAAGCUGAUAAUGUUGUCAUGCGAAAUGAAAUGGAUAAGCCAUUGCAUGAUACAAUACCAUUGGAAGUUUUAUACCCUCCUUUAGUUGUUGUUAAGCCAGACAAUUUUACAGUAAACGAAACUGGAGAAUUUCUAUUGUUUUGUGAGUAUGAUGCAAAUCCUGUAUCAUUGCAAAGCGUUAGAUGGCUACAAAACCAUACAGUCCUUAACUUAAAUCAAUCACGAUUUGAUGGAGGUAAUCCAGAAUUGACUGCUUUGCUUGUGAGAAAUGCUACACGGGAAGAUAGUGGAACGUAUGUUUGCGAAUUAUCAAAUCAAGUAGGAACUGGAAUGAGUGAGCGCGGGAUUGUCGUUGAUGUUCAAUAUAAACCAAGUGUAUUGAUUCGCUUCGAGCCACCUUCACCAAUAAUUGAAAACGAUCGUGUGAAUGUAACUCUACAUUGUGAUGUUGUCGAUGGAAAUCCACGUAAAUUACUUAAAGUUCAAUGGAUGAUAAAUGGCGAUGUAUUGACAGAAUUACCCGAAUGCAACGAUGAUGCCUUUGAAGAUGGAAAUGAUGAUGACUCAAGCGAAGAUUAUGAAACGAAGAUUCAAAAGAAUCAAAACUAUUUCUGCUUCAUCGAUCCAACAAAAAUUCUUUUACAAAACGUAAACCGUGAAUUCUUAGGUAACUACUCAUGUAGAGGAUAUAAUGCAGCAGGAUGGGGACAAAAAAGCGAACAAAAACUCUUAAAUGUAUAUUAUGAACCUGGAAAUGCUAGUUUAACAGUUUCUCCUCCGAUACCUUUAAAACGAAAAAGUAUGACGUUAAGAUGCUCUGUUGAUGAUAAAGGUAAUCCACCAUCCACGCGUUUUCAUUGGUUACGUGGAGAAGACCCUGUAAAGGAUAUUGUAUCGUCAGAAUGGAUUAUCGAUCCAGUGUCACUUCAUAGUCGAAAUAAUUUUUCUUGUUAUGCUAUAAAUGAUGGCGGCAAUGGAACGAUGGCAACUAUUAAUGUGGAAGUUCAAGUUGCACCAACAUUUAUUAGUACACUUCCGCAAUAUAGUGGUUUCCUUUAUUCAGAGCCGAAAAUUAUGCUAACAUGCCGUAUCGAGUGCGUUCCAAAAUGUUCUAUUUAUUGGUUUUUGGACGGUGAAGAAAUUUCGAACCUAAACGAACGAUAUUUUAUAAAUGAAACUUCCAUAGCUGCUGAUACUUCAACUGGUGAUUUUGAAAGUGUUCUAUCAGAACUGCAUUUCAAUUUAUCAGCAUGGUCGAACAAACGAUUAAAUAUACUCAAAGAUUCAGCAAAUUAUACAUGUAGUUCAUCUAACAAUUCUGUUGGUCUAGGCGUUAGAAGUGUAACAUCAUUUGGAGUUGAAUAUCCACCAGAAAAUGUUACUGUAUCGCAACAAGAGGUGCAAGUUGUUGAAGGAAGAACACCUCCACGUGUUUUAUGUAGUGCAUCAGCUCAUCCAGCACCGAAAUAUCAAUGGAAGCGUUGGGACACUAAUGAAGUUUUUGUUCGUAAUUCACCCGUUUUAACAUUCCCUAAUGGCUUGAAUCGAACGGACAAAGGCAUCUACUCAUGCAUAGUUGAAAAUAAACAUGGCAACAAUGUCGCCAACAUUACUAUGAAUAUUUUAUAUGCUCCCAAUUGUACAAUCACACGUAAAGAAGAAGAUGGCGAAGACACAUUGAUUUGUGUGGCCGAUGGAAAUCCAGAAGACUAUCAAUAUAUUUGGGAGUUCUCAUCAGAGAAUGAAACCGACAUAAAUAAGAAACUCGAUUAUAAAACCAGAAACAAAAAAUCUUAUCUUAUAUUAGGUGAUGUACCACAAAAGCGAGUUUAUAUAUGCCGUUCUAACAAUACAGUUGGGACAGGAUCACAAUGUGAAAUAAGUGUUGAAGGUCAUUUGUUGUGGUGGAAUAAACUUUGGUCCCUUGCACCGUAUAUUAUAGUCUCUCUCGUUGUCAUAUGUCUGAUUGCCGUAAUUAUUUUAAUAUGCAUCAUCAUAUGUUUGUGCAGACGUCGUCGAAAACGAUCAAGUAAAAGCAUGGAAAAAUCUCUUGUGGAUAAUAAACCAAACGAUCCAGGCGCCGAACCUUGUGAAAAUUACGAAAAUUUACCAUUUCAUGGUUUACAGAAUCCUCCAUCAAAGUCACUAAAACCUUCUGAUUUCGACGAAGAACUUGAUGGUGUUGUAUAUGCAGACUUAGAUGAUGAAAACUAUGGCCCAAUCAACUAUAAACAAGCAUCGAUGUAUCAACAUAUAAAAUUUAAAAGAAAUAAUCAGAAGUAAUUUUAUGUUAUGUAUUAGAGCAAAAAUAUGUAUCUUUAAAGAAGUAGGGCUUUGGCUGAUAUAAGCUAAAGCUUGCCGAAGCAUAUGUAUUUGCCAAAUACAAAAUUUUGAAAACUAAUUUAAUAUGCAAAAUAGAAAAAAAUAAAUGCAAUAUAAAAAAAAUAUCUCCA
Molecule: messenger RNA, 3944 nt
Organism: Chironomus riparius
Lineage: Eukaryota; Metazoa; Arthropoda; Insecta; Diptera; Chironomidae
Source: the annotation of a GenBank genome assembly